This is a messenger RNA of Helicoverpa zea (corn earworm), 2387 nucleotides long. Its product is annotated as alpha-tocopherol transfer protein-like. Gene Ontology annotation, molecular function: phosphatidylinositol bisphosphate binding. The transcript has 7 exons. NCBI's taxonomy places the organism in Eukaryota, Metazoa, Arthropoda, Insecta, Lepidoptera, Noctuidae. The coding region runs from base 169 to 1008 and encodes 279 amino acids. The record is from RefSeq and is a predicted model, not a curated record. Gene Ontology annotation, cellular component: membrane.
AUAAACUUUGUUCGUGGUUAUAUUGUUUCUAAAGGCCGAUACUUCUCCAGUGUACGAGCGUGCGCGCUCCUAUCGUGACGUGUUUCAUUAACUGCUGCUACUGUUAUUGUACGGUGACAAACGAUUAAUCCUUGAGAAUUGACAGCCGGAUCAAAAAUAGACCUCAACAUGGAUAACAAGAAUUCACAAGACGUACAAAAGAAAGUGGAGCAACUAAGGGAUUGGAUAAACCAACAGCCACAUUUGCCCAAGGAUUUAGAGGACAGGAUCUUAGUAAGGUUUCUUCACAGCUGCUACUAUGACGUGGAGAAGACGAAGCAAACCAUAGAGCUGUUCUUCAAGAUCAGAGACAAUUCACCAGAGCUCGUUAACUACAGGGAUCCUCUGUCACCUGCAAUGCAGAAGGUUUUAAAAAUCGUAAAAUUGGCACAAUACCAGAUCUCAGGCAACCGGAACAUCUGGUUCUGGCAACUGAACGACCCUGGUCUAGAGCAGUAUGACUACCUUCAGGACGCUAGAAUGUUCUUCAUGACCUGUGACGCCUGGAUGCUGGCGAACGAUGUGUUAGCUGAUGCUGAUAUAGUGGUGAUGGAUGCUAAGGAUAUCACGCUCAAGUUUAUUACGAAGUUCAAUGUUUCUGUGGCGAGGAAGCUCUCUAAAUAUCAGGAGGACGCCAUGCCGAUCCGAUUAAAGGAGGUUCACGUCAUCAACGCACCACCUUUCGUCGACAAACUCUUUGGUCUCAUGAAACCGUUCCUCAAGCAAGAAGUCACUGAUAUGAUUCACUUCCACUUGCCGAAAUCGGAGACUUUAUACAACUACAUCAAUAAGGAGGAUUUGCCGCAAGACUACGGCGGCUCCCAAGCCACUAUGGAUGAAAUGAACAAACGUGUCAUAGAUAUCGUUAUGGAACAAAGGCCAGUAUUCUUGGACGAAAACUUCUGGAAAACAGAAAAGAAGGGAAAGAAAACCAAAGAAGCCACCUUCAGGUCUCUUGACAUAGACUAAAUGUACAGACAUGACAAUAUUAUAAUGUUCAAAACUAGACAUGCAUGUCUGUAUGUGAUAAGAUUUUAAUUUUUAAACUAUUUUGGUGAUAUUUUCUGGCUUUGCCACCGUUCACUAAUUAUCCAUAUUUGCAAUAUUUUCUUGUCUAUAAAAAUAGCCAACCUUGGUGGUACAAUAUAAAAUUAGCACUCUCUCUCUACCCCUACCAAGGGAAAGAGAUAACACCAUAUUUAGGUGUAGGUAAUUAGCAAUGAAUCAAUUUACUACGGAUUUCAAUAACCGAUUGAAUUUUUGAUGGAUCGAUUAUUGUAAUCCGCAGUUAGUGAGCGUUGGCAUAAGCUAGUGAUAGUUUCAUGUUUUUAAGAUAAGUUUUGUAUAUUUUUGUUGAACAAUAUAAGAAUUUGUACGACGGGUACAGUUAGCGACAAAAUAAAGUGACCACUUUUAUUUUGUGCUGAUUUAGGGUAAGAAAAUUAAGAAUUUAAUUUGCACAUUUUUUUGUAUCUAAGUAUAUAAAAAGCUGGCUGUGUUAUGUCCGUGCCUUAUUGUCGUUUUGUUUGUAUAAUAUGAGAAUUUAGUGAAAUUAACGCAAUAUUAAUUGAAUCCGUUGAGUAUCGUGCGGGUGUCCGGUUACCAGAAAUUGGUUAUACCUAUGCCCGGUAACUUAUGACUUUUAUUCUUUGAAGUUUAUUUAAUUGUGAAGCAGAAUUCAUUAUUGGGCUUAUUUUCAUAAAAUCGAUCGCUAUUUAAUUUGUUCAACGGGUUAGAGUUAUUCAUUUGACAAACUGCCUCGCAAUUUGCCAGAAUCUUGCAAUUUAAUGAAUAAAUCGUGUUUUUACUUUAUAUCGUUGUUAAUACAAUUAUGUAAUUUGGAUGUUUUUUUUUGCACAAAUCAACAUGACUUUACAUAUUGUAAAUUUUGUAUUGAGUGUCAAAUAAAUAAGUAGUAUACAUAUUUUGUAGUAUUUACUUUAUAAUAAAAUUACGUUUGAAAUCAUAAUGUAAUAUGACGUACCUAUAGAUACGUCUGAGUAAGGAAAUAUAAUAUUCAAAGUUCAUGUGGAAUGGAAAAAAAAAAAUAUUUUAAUAAAGAGCCAGUCCAUGUUAAGGUACCUAUUUCUAAAAGAUAAAAGUAGGUAGGUAUUACAGGAGAUUUUUAUAGGGUUCAUGUUAUUUUGAAUUAUUUUAGUAAAAUAUAAAGAUACUAAUUACUUAGUAGGUGUUAUGUAUUAGUAAUAAUAUUUUAUAGAGUUGAAUUUCAAACUUGUUGAGAAUUGAUUUCUUAUGAAUAUUAUAAUGUUAAAACUAUGUUAAAAACAUUCCAUAUGUGAAGUGGGUAAAGGAAUAUUUUGUACAAAUAAAUAUUUUUGUUUAUAAAA